Moneuplotes crassus is the source of this 611-nucleotide messenger RNA. NCBI's taxonomy places the organism in Eukaryota, Ciliophora, Spirotrichea, Euplotida, Euplotidae. The record is from the annotation of a GenBank genome assembly.
UUACGUAUGGAUUUUAUCUGCUCUUGAUUGAUAUUUGAAUUCUUCAGACAUGAGCAAUGACGACUUCAUCUCCUCAGAAGGUUGACAUAAUCCUUAUACUCCAGAAUACCUUCAAUGAACACUAAUGACAACCAGACACACAAAACUCCCAAUAAACUCUCCAACUCCUUCCAUACCAUCUUCUUUAACACUAUACUUCAACCCACAGCUAAAGCAGAUACUCACUAUCUCAUUAAAAAUACUACAAAAGUAAAAAUUCAGAGUAAAAUUCAAUAAAAAGUUUCUUUUCUCUUUUACUCUUAAAAAUUCCUAAAUUGGAUUGUUAAUCGACCCUCAUGCUUCUUAAUCCCAGUUGUCUUUAUAGUAAAUAAGGAGGUGGGAGUCUAAAUCUGAGCUGAAACCUGGCCUUGGUCUGUUUGGUAGACUUCUUGUUUAGUUUCUUUCUGUGUAGGGGGUUUUAGUCAGGUUUUAAGACUUGUUUGUGGAUGUUGUGAUAUUUUUCUCACUCUUUGCGGAUAUGUUUAGCAUAUUCAGCCAUCUCAAUCGUUCCUGUCUCAGAUGCAUGUCCAGCCUUCAGUCAGUUAGAUACCAUCAGAUUUCACAUACCUACC